Messenger RNA from Rhineura floridana, 1758 nucleotides. It is a transcript of the gene SLC17A8, whose product is annotated as solute carrier family 17 member 8. The transcript is spliced from 12 exons. The coding region runs from base 1 to 1758 and encodes 585 amino acids. Gene Ontology annotation, cellular component: synaptic vesicle membrane; excitatory synapse. NCBI's taxonomy places the organism in Eukaryota, Metazoa, Chordata, Lepidosauria, Squamata, Rhineuridae. Gene Ontology annotation, molecular function: neurotransmitter transmembrane transporter activity; L-glutamate transmembrane transporter activity. Gene Ontology annotation, biological process: regulation of synapse structure or activity; monoatomic anion transport; transmembrane transport. The record is from RefSeq and is a predicted model, not a curated record.
AUGCCUUUUGAGGUUUUUAAUUCAUUAAGGGAGAGAUUUUUAAAGCCUGGGAAAGAAGAGGUGAAGAAUACUGUUAGCGACUCACUGGGACACUUCCAAAGAAAAAUUGAUGGAACCAACCAAGAAGAAGAUAACAUUGAACUAAAUGAAGAAGGAAGACCUGUACAGGCAGCAAACAAACCUCCUUUAUUUGACUGCCAUUGCUGUGGACUACCCAAACGUUACAUCAUUGCUAUAAUGAGUGGCCUGGGGUUUUGCAUUUCUUUUGGAAUUAGGUGCAAUCUUGGUGUUGCCAUAGUGGAAAUGGUUAACAACAACACAAUCUAUGUCAAUGGAAAACCAGAGGUUGAGAAAGCACAAUUCAACUGGGAUCCAGAAACAGUAGGACUUAUUCAUGGCUCAUUUUUCUGGGGCUAUAUUGUAACACAAAUUCCAGGAGGCUUCAUUGCAAAUAAACUAGCAGCUAACAGGGUAUUUGGAGCAGCUAUUUUCCUAACUUCCACACUAAAUAUGUUUAUUCCUGCAGCUGCCAGAGUACAUUAUGGUUGUGUUAUGUUUGUAAGAAUUUUGCAAGGUCUUGUAGAGGGAGUGACCUACCCAGCAUGCCAUGGAAUGUGGAGUAAAUGGGCGCCUCCACUGGAAAGAAGCAGGCUAGCAACCACAUCCUUUUGUGGUUCCUAUGCGGGGGCGGUGGUUGCCAUGCCACUAGCUGGUGUAUUGGUACAAUACAUAGGAUGGUCAUCCGUCUUUUACAUAUAUGGAAUGUUUGGGAUAAUCUGGUACAUGUUCUGGCUGUUACAUGCCUAUGAGAGUCCAGCUGUUCACCCAACAAUAACCACUGAAGAAAGAACUUACAUAGAAACAAGUAUAGGAGGAGCCAGUCUUGUCAGUGCCAGUAGAUUUAGUACACCAUGGAAACAGUUUUUCACUUCAAUGCCUGUUUAUGCAAUCAUUGUGGCAAACUUUUGCAGAAGCUGGACCUUCUACUUACUGCUUAUAAGUCAGCCUGCUUACUUUGAAGAGGUCUUUGGAUUUGCCAUAAGUAAGGUUGGCCUUUUAUCUGCAGUUCCACAUAUGGUCAUGACCAUUAUUGUGCCCAUUGGGGGACAGCUGGCUGACUUUUUACGCAGCAGAAGAAUUUUAACCACAACUGCAGUAAGAAAAAUUAUGAACUGUGGAGGUUUUGGGAUGGAAGCUACUUUACUUUUGGUGGUUGGCUACUCUCACACAAGAGGAGUUGCUAUCUCUUUCUUGGUUUUAGCAGUAGGCUUUAGUGGAUUUGCUAUUUCAGGAUUUAAUGUCAACCACUUAGAUAUUGCACCCCGCUAUGCCAGCAUCCUCAUGGGCAUCUCUAAUGGAGUGGGGACACUGUCAGGAAUGGUGUGUCCCCUCAUUGUUGGUACAAUGACUAAACAUAAGACCCGUGAAGAAUGGCAAAAUGUCUUCCUAAUAGCUGCCCUAGUUCACUAUAGUGGAGUGAUAUUUUAUGCCAUCUUUGCUUCUGGUGAGAAGCAGGAAUGGGCUGAUCCUGAAAGCCUGAAUGAAGAGAAAUGUGGAAUAAUUGACCAAGAUGAACUGGCUGAAGAGACUGAACUGAACAAUGAUAACUUUGUUAGCCCGAAGAAAACAUAUGGUUCUACUGUUCAAAAUGAUGAAGGACGAAGGAAAGGGUUACAAAAGCAAAAGGGGGUGGUGCAAGAUGUAGAAGAACAGACUUCCUACCAGUAUGAAAAGGGAAAUUAUCAAGAUUCAUCAUAA